Messenger RNA from Mus musculus (house mouse), 7330 nucleotides. It is a transcript of the gene Mapre1, whose product is annotated as microtubule-associated protein, RP/EB family, member 1. The transcript has 7 exons. Gene Ontology annotation, biological process: negative regulation of microtubule polymerization; cell migration; establishment of mitotic spindle orientation. Gene Ontology annotation, cellular component: plasma membrane; mitotic spindle astral microtubule end; centrosome. Lineage: Eukaryota; Metazoa; Chordata; Mammalia; Rodentia; Muridae. Gene Ontology annotation, molecular function: identical protein binding; microtubule binding; protein serine/threonine kinase binding. The record is from RefSeq and is marked validated. The coding region runs from base 137 to 943 and encodes 268 amino acids.
UGCGUCGGCGCGUCACGGCGGGGUGCGUGUGAGGUCAUCGCGCGCGGGCGGGCGGGGUCCGACGGUUUGAACGAGACGAAGACGGAACCGGAGCCGGGCGCGCGGACGGCGGACGCGGGUCCUGAGAAAGCCGAAGAUGGCAGUGAAUGUGUACUCUACGUCAGUCACCAGUGAUAACCUAAGUCGACAUGACAUGCUGGCUUGGAUCAAUGAAUCUCUGCAGUUGAAUCUGACAAAGAUAGAACAGUUGUGUUCAGGGGCUGCAUAUUGUCAGUUUAUGGACAUGCUCUUCCCUGGAUCCAUUGCCUUGAAGAAAGUGAAAUUCCAAGCUAAGCUAGAACAUGAAUAUAUCCAGAACUUCAAAAUACUACAAGCAGGCUUCAAGAGGAUGGGCGUUGACAAAAUAAUUCCUGUGGAUAAAUUAGUAAAAGGAAAAUUUCAGGACAAUUUUGAAUUUGUUCAAUGGUUCAAGAAGUUUUUUGAUGCAAAUUAUGAUGGAAAAGAGUAUGAUCCUGUAGCUGCCAGACAAGGUCAAGAAACUGCAGUGGCUCCUUCUCUUGUCGCCCCAGCUUUGAGUAAACCGAAGAAACCUCUCGGCUCCAGUACUGCAGCCCCACAGAGACCCAUUGCAACACAGAGGACUACUGCAGCUCCUAAGGCUGGCCCCGGAAUGGUGCGAAAGAAUCCUGGUGUGGGCAAUGGAGAUGAUGAAGCAGCUGAAUUGAUGCAGCAGGUCAAAGUACUGAAGCUUACUGUUGAAGACUUGGAGAAGGAGAGAGACUUCUACUUCGGAAAGCUAAGGAACAUUGAACUGAUUUGCCAGGAGAACGAGGGGGAAAACGACCCUGUACUGCAGAGGAUUGUAGAUAUUCUUUAUGCCACAGAUGAAGGCUUUGUGAUACCUGAUGAAGGGGGCCCACAGGAGGAACAAGAAGAGUAUUAAGCAGCCUGGACCAGCAGAGCAACAUCCGAAGUCUUCACUCCAAAUCAUGUGCUUAACUGUUAAUACUCCCUUUUAUUAAUCUUAGAGGAUUCACUGGUUUCUUUUCAUAAGCAAAAAGUACCUCUUCUUCAAAGUGCACUUUGCAGAAGUCUCACCUUUUCCGAUGAGUUUGAGUUAGGAGCUUUUGCCUUGUAGCAGAGCAGUAUUAACAUCUAGUUGGUUUACCAGGGGAACAAGAGGCCAACCAUGGGGCUCUUCAUGUGGAUGCUGGUCACACUGACUGAUGGAGAAGGGGGUUUAUAAUACGAGAGGUGACAACCUCAGAAAUGCAAAGACUGAAUUGAAUUCUAAGCUAAUGUGAAAUUCUGGCAGAGAACGUUUUAAUAAAUAAAUGCCUUAAGAGUAUUUAAAAUAUGCUUCCAUAUUUCAAAACAUACAGUGUAACAUGACAGGAGAUUUUAUGUGUCUGACAUUGUGUCUGGGAAGGAAGGGCAGACUUUAGGCCCUUUGGAACCUGCUGUGUAGGCCUUUCAAGGCUGCUUGAAUCUUAUAGAUGUCGACUUUGGCCCAGAAGUAAAGUUUGAAAAGUUCUGUAAAACCAUUUUGUGUCAAUGACCAGUUGCACCCCUGCUCUAAAAGCAAGCAGCAUAGUUGCUUGUGUGACUAGAGGGCGUCUGGGCCCUGCAGUGCCUGAGGCGAAGAGCUCAGCUUCCCAUCGAGCAGUCCUCUGGAUCUUUUCAAACUCUCCCUCCAGUUCCUCUGUAUUGUGUUUCUGGGACCUGCCCACGUCUCUGGGAUUUGAAUGGGGGUGGAGUCCCAGCACACUGUCUUUUAAGUUUACAGUUACACUUCUCUCUCUGCUCCCUGUGACCUCUGGAAACUCCUCUGGCUCCUUAAGUUUGCUGCUGAGCAUUGUAAUUACAGCAGGCAGGUGAUCGUGCUGCAAGUUCUUGCUGGACCUCUGGCAAAGGAGUGAUCAGUGAAGGCCAGUGUCACCUGUGCUCUGUGAGGCUAGGGUGCUCGCUGUCUGCUGGUCACUGCUCCCCAUUGUCACCUGAGUACUUUGCCAGUGCACUAAUCUCUUGGAGAUAAAAUUCUCUAGUGUGUUACUAAAUGUUAAAAUGUUUUUUUUUAAAGAAUAUACAGUACCGUGACUGAAAUAUUAAUAUUUAAAAUACUUCAUUCCUUAAUUCUCCCUCAAUUGCUUUACCCAUAGCCUAUUCAAUUCCUUUGUUUGGCGAACUCUGCAAAAUGUGUUACCCACUACUGAGAUUGUUCAGCCCCUGAUGUGUUUGUACUGAUUUGUUUCUGGUGGUAGCUUGUCUUAUGCUGUGUGUAGGAAACAGGUAUUUUAUGACAGAAUGUUAUGUAGUGCAUGCUCUGUGGAAUUCAGAGGAAAAUCCAGGCUCAGUGAUUAACAAUGCCAAAAAAAGAAAAAAAAAAAACAAACAAAAAGCAAGUAACGAGCCAUUGUUCAAACGACAGCGGUGCUGUUUCUCCUCUGUGGCCUUUCAGACUUCUGUUGCCCCCAAAUUCCAUUUUAUUGGGAACCCAUUUUCCACCUGGUCUUUCUUGACAGGGUUUUUUUCUACUUUAAACAGUUUUUAAAUAAAAUUCUGUAUUUCAAGAGUGUCCUGUCUUCUGAAAUGUGUCUUGCCUUGGGUAUAAGCUUUUAAUUCUAGAGGUAAGAUAGCUAUGCAUCCAUCUUUGGCUGAGCUUAGACAGAGGCUGAGAAAUGAUUCCCACCGUCUUAAAUAGGACUAAUCUUUUAAAAUCCCUCACUUUUCUCAAGCUAACUAAUCUGGCUCUCCCCUUCCUCUAUCCUCCUUUCUCCUUCUCCCUUCCUUCCUCCCUCUUUUUCCUCUUCCUCCCUCCUUUUGGUUUUUAAGACAGAGCUUUUAGUAUUGUUGUCCUGAUUGGCCUCAUAUUUGUCACAGUCCUUCUUCCUCAUUCUCUUGAAAGAUUAUGUGUGUGUGCCAUCGUGCCUGGCUUAAAAUUGCUUAUUUUGAAUUCUUUUUAAAAAAAAAAAUCACAUUACAUUUUUCAGUCUUCUACUGCUUUAAAUUCCUGUUACCCUGAGAAGGUUUUCCUCACAGAAACAGAAAGCCUGACCUAGUUGCUUAAGGCUCUUAGGAAUGUAGUUGGCCGGUGUUUGGCAGAUGAUUUAAUUGGAGGUAAUUGUUUCAUUGUCCUGAAAAUGCAUUUACAAAGUCAGUUAGUACACUCUUAAACUGGAGAGUAAAGUUGUUGCUUCUUAAAACUGUUCUAUAAAGUCCUACACCUUUGAGAAUGAGUUGAAAAUAUGAUCCUCUCCUGUUGUUGUCUUGAAAUGUUAAAUAGGCAGAAAGGUAAUUCAUCUGCUCUUGAGAGUACCAUGUACAGUACCCUGGCUGCUGUGGAAGUGAUCUUGAGAGUACCACGUACAGUACUCUGGCUGCUGUGGAAGUGGGACUUAGUGAUUUUUGUGACGUUUAUAUUCACUGCUGCCCCUGGAGGUUGAUAAUGAUUCAAUCCAGAAUCAUUACCAGUUUGGGGAAUAAUUUGGCACCAUCUGCAUUCAUCAUCUUUAAGAAGAAACCCUGAAGGGAUGUAUGUUGUGUGCUGUUAGCUGAGAAGUUAUUAGGUAAGAGGUGAAGUGGAGACUGUAUCCAUUGACCUGGCUUAGCUGUAUAAAGCCUUAAUGUGACUAAUUCAGGUUAGGAGGAUGGUGCAGCCUGAACGUGCUGUUGGCAAGGUCUGUGGUAUGUAGAGGAACAGGCUACUGCAGAUAGGUUUGGAUUCAGGAUAGGUUCUUCAGGCCGAAUUGAUGUGAUUGCUUCCCAAUUUCUUGGGAGAUUGGUGUAGAAUGUUUAGAAGUUCAUCCCCAGAAGUUCUUUUUUUUUGUUUUUGUUUCUGUUUUUUGAGACAGGGUUUCUCUGUAUAGCCCUGGCUGUCCUGGAACUCACUCUGUAGACCAGGCUGGCCUCGAACUUAGAAAUCCACCUGCCUCUGCCUCCCAAGGGCUGGGAUUAAAGGCGUGCGCCACCACUGCCCGGCCCUGGAAGUUCUUGAGCUGGGAGAUUAUGAAUCUGCAUUUUAAGGCCCCUCAGGUGGCCUAGACCUGGGCCCUGCUUAGAUGAAGCUUUAAGUCUUAUCGUGUCAGUGAGACAUCAGAUGUGAGGGUUCUAAUCCACCUCUUACUUUGCUUUAUUUUGUUUUUUUCUUGUUUGCAAAUCAAGGGCUCUGAUGUUGGCUGAAGGGCCUCACACUCUGCAUGUUUUUUAGAAUCCGAGGAAACUAACAGGCCAAGUGCAGAAACUGUUGUCUGGAAACAGGAGACAUUAUUUCAUGGCCAGAAGUUGUUAUAGAUUAGAAAAAAACGUAGAACAUGUUUUUUAUGCCCUAAAAAUUCAGGGCACGACUUGGGUAUUUUGGAAGUGAAGUGCUGAGUUCUUCAUUGGCUCUCUCUCAGCUUGGUGGCUGGUGGCUGGUGGCAUCCAGCUCCUCUGUGUUCAGGCAGCUUUCAUCCUGCUGUUCCCAGGUGAAGGGCUAAACACAUUCUGGAUUUCGUGCAAAUGAGGAAUUGUUGACUCCCAGUUCACUGGCUUUAAAAAGACCAUCCGUGAUUCAAGAAUUGCCCUCUAGGAUGUGAAGUGAGGACAGAAGCGGUUUUCUUUUGCAGUAACCAUGGGUCUCCUCAGGGGAGCUUUCCUUUAAAGGCUACAGCAGGGUUAGUGUGAGGAGCUUUUUGGGUGAUUCCCCCUAAUUCAUGGUUUGCUUAGUUCACAAAUCAGUCUGUGGGCUUUAAGCCUGGCAAGCCUGGCCAGAUUAGCUUGCUAGUGUGUGUGUGACCCAAAUCUCACCGUUGUCAGCAGGGAGAGUGAAAGGAAGUGCUCUCAGCAAGCUAACCGAUAGCUUGUGAUCAUUGUUAUUUUUCUGUUCUGUUACUUUCUGUGAGUGAUGAUGUCAUACCUUUGAACUCUUCAUAGGUCAUAAAAUUUCAAAACUGAACAAGAUGAUAUUCAUGUAUCUUCAUUAUGUUCACUGCCUCUACAUAGUGUUUGAGUUGUGUUCUAACAAGGUAGGAAGGAUUUUCUCAAAGACCAGGAGGGUUCUGUGCUUUUACUGAACUGACUGACCCUUGACCUAGAUGGCUUUAGUGCUACCUAGUUGUAACUUGUGAAGGCCAAUGCUUUUCUCUCCUCUUUGAUUUAAUGUUCUUGUAGCUUAGGGGCUUUCUGGUCACAUUGUUGCCAGGUAGCUUCAUUAACUUGAUUGCCUAGGUGAGUGGGUCUAACCUUAGAGACAUUUCUAACCUCCUGAAUCCAGAGCCUUAAAUCUUCUUGUUGUUUUGAGGCAGAGUCUCAUCUAUUCCAGACUGGCCUUGAACCCACUAUGUAUAUUCUAGGGUGAUUUUGAAUGAAUGCUGGGAUUAUAGGCAUGUUAUACCAUGCCCAACAUCAAACCCAGGCCUUCAUAUCUGCUGAGCAAAUAUCAGCCAAGCCACAUAUUUAGUUAGCCCCAUGAGUGUUGUUUUAUUUUGAAAAAUUGUAACUGCUUUUGAGGAUGGUAAGCUAUGUGGUUUAUUUAUUUUAUUUUUAUACAGACAGGUAUAGAUGCCAAGUAUGUGUCACCUCACACCUCAGUAAUUUAUUUCAUUUUUGAGAGGGUUUCACUAUGUGGCUCUGGCUGACCUGGAACUUGUCAUGCAGAUUAGGCUGGCCUGGAGCUCACAAGUGCUGGGAUCACAGGUGUGCACCAUCAUUCCUGGCUUGCAUGUUAAAACAGCAUUGGUGUUGCUGAAUGUGAAUGAAGAAGUAUCUGUGAGGAUCUGGGUCUGCUGUGGCUCCUGCCGGCCUGAGGGCCCUUUUGGUGAUCAGCAUGCCCUUGGAUGAGAUCAUAUUUUCAAAGGUAUUCUCUAGGUUGUAAUGUCUGAAUCCUUUUCAAGUUGGCUUUGAACUUUUCCUGAAUCACUAUGCUGAGACUUAUCUAGAUUUUUCCUUCUAUAUGCUUUCCCACAUAAAAAAAAAAAACUUGUUAUUGAUUAUAUUUUGACUCUUUUGAACUUUUUCCUAAAAUGAAUAGAAUACACUGUAACUAAGUCCAUUUCUCCUCCCACCCCAUUUUUCUUCCAGAUAAGGAGGAAAUUAUAUCCUAGCAUAUUUUAGUUAUGUUAAAUACUGAUAGUUUAGUCAGUGAAAAUAGGAUAUAAUUUUUAAAAACCCUACCAUUAAGUUAGUGUGUGUCAUGGGAAAAUUAGAAACAGUCAUAAAAAUCAACUUUCUGUAGGAAUAAAACCAAAAAAAAAAAGAAACAUUAAUUUUGUGGGUUUUUUUUUUACUGUAAAAAAAUCUCUAGUUUCAGGCUGAUGAGAUGUCUCAGCAGGUAAAGGUGUGUGUUGUAUAACUCUGACAACCUGACCUCAAUCCCCAGAACCCAUGGUGGAGGGAAGAGCCAGCUCCUGAAAGUUCCCCUCUAAUCUCCAUGUGAGCCCACCUGAGUGCUCCUGUACAUACACAGGCCACACAGUCCUUAUUUAGUGUGUAUGCGUCUUUUGCCUACAUAUAUGUCUGCACCAUGUGCAUGGAGUACCCAAGGAGGUAGAGUAAAAUAGGCCAUUAAGUGGAUUUCCUGUGAUUGAAAUUGAGAGACUUUUAUGAGCUAUUAUGUAGGUGCAUCAAACCUGGGUCCUCUGGAAUAACAAUCAGUGCUCUUAACCUCUGAUUCAGUUCUCCACUUUCUGCCCCACCCCCUGCAAGUUAAAUAAAAAUAAAAAUAAAAAUUUCUAGCUUCAUACCUAAGGAAAAAAAUCUAUCUGAAAGGAUUUUUGUGCCCCACCCCCUUGUUUCAAUGGCUUUCUUCCCUUGACCUUUCCUAUCCAGCGGUGUGUUGGGUGCGUUGAUUUAGAUACGUUUAUGUUCUCUGUUUAGGCCCAAGAAGGAAGCUUUGGUGGUGGUGUCUUGACACUUGGGUCAUGUUCAGUUCCUUACAGUCUGGUGCAAAGAUCUAGAAUCCAUGGCCCUAGCAGAAGUCUCCCUCAAAAGACCUGUUAGCAGCUGACUGGCCCUGGUGAAGGGUGAUGCGACUACCACGUCCAGGUCAUCCCUCAUCUCGGAUGCUCUUACUGACUUUCUCUGCUCAAAUAAUGGGCUGGUGCAGAACUUGGGGUGUGUUUGUGUCAAAGAGCUCUUGUGAUAUUUGCUCUCUGAACUGGGAGAACCAGUUGGCCUCUUUGGUUUGGUGAAGCUGCAUUCCCAUAGGGCUCCCUGGUUCCCUUGAGAGGGAGGCUCAGUCAGUGCUUGUCCGGUGGGUUACUUUGUAUUCACAUUUGUCCUGACUCUCUGCUGUUACUGCCCUCUGUGAGCUCAAUUUCUUUAAUAAAAGGUCUCAAACUGGGUGAAAGAAAAA